Molecule: messenger RNA, 928 nt
Organism: Cyprinus carpio (common carp)
Lineage: Eukaryota; Metazoa; Chordata; Actinopteri; Cypriniformes; Cyprinidae
Product: interferon alpha-6-like
Biological process (GO): defense response
Cellular component (GO): extracellular region
Molecular function (GO): cytokine receptor binding
Source: RefSeq, a predicted model, not a curated record
GCGAAUACGCUGUGGUCUACAAAAAAAAAUCCAGAAACUAUUAGAUAGGCUGCAUUCUUUCCAUUCAUCACUCAGUCAAGUAUAAAACGGGUCAUUUGCAUACAAGUCUUCAGCAAUAUCAGGAGAUUUUCAAGAGGUUUCAACACCGUUUGUGACCGAGUGCUAUUUUACAGCUCUAUUUUUGACUUUUUGCAUCUUUCUUUUUUUUUUUUUUUUUUUUUUUACUUUUUUGCCUCAUAUAAAUAUAAUGGCACUUUUGAAAUGUAUCGCUCUGCUGUGUCCAUUUCUUUUUUUCGCCCAAAUUUGUUCAAUGCCAACAAAAUGCAUUAUGCGGCGGAAGCUGGUGAAAGAAACUCACAAACUACUUGAGAAUAUGGGAGGUCUUUUUCCUCGUGAAUGCUUGAAAGAAAACGUCGAAAUAACCUUCCCGACAUCUGCACUGCAAUCAGACGACUCCAAUCAGGACAUUGGUGUAAAAAAGGCAACCUAUAAAAUCAUGGAGCACAUUGACUACCUGUUUGCUAACGAUAGUCACCCAGUAUCCUGGAACCAGAAGAAAGUAGAGGAUUUCCAAAACAUAGUUUAUCGUUUUACUGACGAUUACAAAUGUAUUAUGACGAGAAAGCAGCGACCCGAGGAUGAUUUUCUCACAAGAGAAGGUGCACUGAAAACAUACUUUGAUAAACUGGCCACUCUCCUCAGAAACAAGGACUACAGUGACUGCGCAUGGGAGGUGGUUCGAAAGGAGCUCAUGUGUGUUCUUAAAUUAACGCUUAAACUUGUGUCAUUCACUUAAAUUAUUCAGUUUUUCGUGGACUAUUUAUUUAUUUAUUUAUUUAUUUAUUUAUUAUUUAUUUAUUUGCCUGAUUAAAUAUGAUAUAUGUAUGAUGAUUUAUACUGAACACUCAAUAAAACUGAAAACACUGAA